UGAUCCAUUAGCUAAAAGGACACUUUCCAGUCAAUUACAGUGGGAUAUGUUCCAUUGUUUUCCAAAUUCCGUUAAACAAUUUAUAAUCAUUGAUUAUAAUACAUAAAGCAAUUUAGACACAACGGUCUAUUAAAGUCGGGCUAAUGGCAGUUUUUUUAGACUUUGCAAACUAUCAAUUCGAUGCUGGUCAAGUUUGUGGUACAUACUUAGGAAAAAGACAUGUGAAUAGUUUCAAAAAGACAUGUGAAAUUUCCAAUUGAAUCCUCCAUUUGAUAAGUUCAUCGAAAAUUAACUAUUCCGAAAAUGACAUGGGAAGCCGGCAUCUAAGGAAACAAGUGAUUCUCUCUUUUUCAUGGUCCUUGUUGAAGGUUGAGAACGUCAACCGAUACUCAAAGAUUUAGGAUUCUAUCAAGUAGAAUUCGCUAGGAACAAGUGUUGAGCGAAACUAGAUAAAAAAACUUUUAUCCUCAUUUAUAUAAUUUUAUUUUAAUUAAAAAAAGGAGUUUCUCACAAAGUGGAAAUAAUGAAUUGAUUUUGUUAAAGGAUGGGUAUUUCACAAAGGCACCAAAAUAAAAUUGUACAAUCCAUUGUACCUACUCAAAGUAUUGCAAGUCGUCAAAGAGUGCACCAAUCACCAUUAAACCAUAUUUUGGUAGAAUCGUGCCUAACCAUCAAUAGUUGAGGUAUUACACGAAAGGUCCCACGAAUUUUAUCACCGAUUGAUUGUCAAACGAGUACGAGUGCUGAUUAGUUAAGUCUCCGGCCCAAAUUCCGUUUCCCACCACCACGAUUAAAGAUAUUCUAGUGGAUCCUUCAGGCUUUUGAAAAUCCAUCACGUAGUCUCUUGCAAUUGGCACACCAUUUGAACUUAGCAAUUUGUUUUUCUAGCUUCGAACACUACUCAUUUUCUUUUUGAUUUGUCUUAUCUACUGAUUCGGUCUGCUCUUAUCUUAAGUUAUAAAACAACUUUAUCUUGUAUUCCUUGUUGUACGUUAAGUCUUGUAUUUCUUCUAACAUUUUGUAUACAUAUUUUAUACCCUUUUGUCAAAUGUUUUCUCUUACUCUUUUUAAUCUUAGGGAGUAAAGUUUCAGUUCAUCUUGUUUCUUUUUGUCGGCAGCAUCUUGUUUGAACCCUACAUUUUGUUUUGUAACUUUGAGCUGUAACGUUUUCUCUCUAUCAUGUGUUCUUUGUAUAUAAAUCUUAAGCUUUAAAUUUUACUCAUUACUUUUAGUUUUAGAUUGUAAAGUUUUACAUUUAUCUUUUGUUCUUUGGUUUUAUAUCCUAUGGUUUAGAUUUUACUCAUUUCUAAGCUUAGAUUGUAAAGUUUUUAUGUUUAUCUUGUUGUCCUCUUUUUUUUCUAUAUAAAAAGUGUGCUUUAGUUUAAGAUAGCAUCUUGUACGUAUUUUAAUCUCUCGUAUGGGUCCGAGAUGUUUGAGGGCUGAUGCUGCAAGUCCAGACGGAUUCCAACUAUUACCACCACCUAACCUCUCCCAUUCACAUAUCUUGCUUCUUACUUUCCCUUUCCACCAUCUCUCUUUCUCUUUUGCCUCUCUAAAAAAAAAACAACAAACAGAAAAAGUGGACGAUGCAAGAACUUCCAGAUUGCUUGUACGAGGGAAAUCAACCAGCCCUAAUCACUCCUUCAUCCCCCACACCAAAUCACUCUCUCUACCUUUCCAACCUAGACGACCAUCAUUUUCUCAGAUUCUCUAUCAAGUACCUCUACCUUUUCCAAAAGUCUCCUUCCUCUCAAACCCUCAAAGAUUCUCUGUCUAGGGUUUUAGUCGAUUACUACCCACUCGCUGGCCGGAUCAAAGUCUCUGACGUCAGUGCCAAGCUCGAGGUUGACUGUAAUGGGGAAGGUGCAGUUUUCGCGGAAGCCUUCAUGGAUAUAACUUGUCAAGAGUUUCUUGAACAUUCACCCAAGCCAAACAAGUCUUGGAGGAAGCUCUUGUUUAAGGUUCAAGCACCUAGUUUCUUGGAGAUUCCUCCUCUUGUCAUACAGGUGACGCAUCUCCGUUGCGGGGGUAUGAUCCUCUGCACCGCGAUCAAUCAUUGCCUUUGUGACGGCAUCGGCACAUCGCAGUUCCUACAUGCAUGGGCCCAUGCAAAUAACACCAAUGCUUCUCUUCUGGUCCAACCGUUCCAUUCUCGACACAUGUUAGACCCACGAGAUCCACCGCGUGUCACACACUCACAUCCCGGUUUCACCCGAACCACCGUAGAAAAAACCUCAACCAACUUCAACAUCUGCAAGUAUUUACAGUCCCAACCGCUAGCUCCCACCACCCUAACCUUCACACCAUCCCUAAUCCUAAGGUUAAAGAAAACAUGCGCUCCCUCGCUAAAAUGCACCACGUUCGAGGCACUAGCUGCUCACACGUGGUGCUCUUGGGCUCGAUCUCUUGACUUGCCGUUGACCAUGCAAGUCAAACUUUUAUUCUCAGUCAAUAUGAGGAAGAAGCUGAGUCCAGAACUUCCUCAAGGGUAUUAUGGUAAUGGAUUCGUGCUGGCUUGUGCGGAGAGCAAGGUUCAAGACCUAGUCAGUGGUAACAUUUACCACGCGGUGAAAUUAGUACAGGACGCGAAAGCGAGGAUCACCGACGGAUAUGUAAGAUCAACGAUAGAUUUACUGGAGGAUAAAACAGUAAAAACGGACGUCUCAUGCAGUUUGGUUAUCUCGCAAUGGGCGAAGUUAGGAUUAGAGGAGUUGGACUUUGGAGGAGGAAAGCCAAUGUAUACGGGUUCUUUGACGAGUGACAUCUACUGUUUAUUUCUGCCGGUGGCAGGAAACUUAGAUGCGAUUAAGGUUCAGGUGUCGUUGCCGGAGGAUGUUGUGAAGAGGCUAGAGUAUUAUAUGGUUAAGUUUUUAGACGGAAAAGACAAGGAGGAAGACCAUUCUCUUGCAUAAUAAAGUUUUGAAAGAAAAAAAUAAUUUCAGCGAUCUAUAUCUCCUAUAAAGUAAGUCGUGAGAGAUAAAAACAUUAAUCAAUGGUUUCGAUGAGAAAGAAAGUCCUUCGCGUGUCGGGUUUUCAAGUGAUCUAAGUUUGUCUUUGUUCACUGGAAUAAUUAUUAUCUUGUUUGUAGAAGAUGAAACCAUAUAAGUAAUAAGUAAAAGAGUUUAAAAUUCAUAUAUAAAAGAGUUUAAGCAAAAAUCAUGUUGGUGAUAUUUCUGGGAGUUAAGAGUGAUAGAUAAUCAAGAAGAUUUGAUCAGUUUUGAACAAUGUUCUAAAAAUCGCUAGUCGGUAACUAGGCGCUUUAUAGAGGACUAGCGACUAUGCCGAUUAUUCGGGGUCAAGAUGAGGCCUAGGCGUUAGCAAAUUAUGGAUUUAUUUUAUAUAUUUUAUAUAUUUAUAUGACAUAUUUUAGUUUUUAAGUUUAAUUAUAAAAUUAUUGAGAUGAAUUAUCAAAAUUAGAUAUACAACACAGAAGAAAGUAGACAAAUUUGUAGAUUAGUAAUAAUAUUAUUGCUUAAUUUAGCAUAUAUAGACGAUUUUAGAUCGAUUUUAACCAAUUUUAACCGAUUUAGAACAGUUUAAACCGAUUUGAAUCAUAUAAAUCAGUAUAAAUCAAAUUUUAAGAAAAUCGUUUCGGAUAGAACCGAGUUGCCGCCUAGACCGAUUUUUAGAACCAUGGUCUUGAAUUAAAAAAUAAAAUAGCAUAACAAUUUAUAGACAAAGAUAAUAUAUUGUUAACAUUGUCAAUAUACAAUUUCAUCUUAUUAUAUUAACAUAAAAUUAUAGAUGUAUCAUUAUUAUUUGAUUUUCAACAAAUAAUUUUAUUUUUAUAAAAAUAAAAAUAAACAUCCUAUAUUGGAAGAAAAUAUUUUGUAAAAUCCUUGAAACAUACAUUAUCAAGAAAUAUAUAUAUAUAUAUCCACAUAACUUUUAAAAUUCUCAAAUUCUUUACAAAUCAAUCCUCCCUAAAAGAAUUGCCAUCGACUAUUUAUACACUCUUUGAAUUGCCAAUUAUAAAUCCAAGCCCAUAUCCAUUAUCCACCAUAUUUAAAAAUCUGGCCCAUAUGCUUUGGAAACAAACGAUAUUUUUGUAUAUUUACUAUUUUUUAGGUAUGAAAUCGCUUCACCGCAUCAUUAAGAUAUUUUUCUGGAAUUAAGGUGAACAGCAAAAAAGCAGCAAGAGAAAAAUUCAAGUUUCGAAAAAAAAAAAGUUUUCCCUCACCAAACAAACACACAAACGUUGGAUAUUCGUGUAAGAGCUUGUCUUGUGGAUUAAAAGGUUGAAGCUUUUUUUGCUGGGUUAUAAUGGGAGAGGAGCAGCAUCCGAGAAAGAGAUCUCGACAGCAUUUUGAAGCAGAGGAGACCAGACACAUAUCUCUACUAAAGUCUCCUCGAUGCGAAACGGCUAAGUGGUAUUUCAGCAAGGAAGAGAUUGAGCGUUUCUCUCCUUCUAGGAAAGAUGGGAUUGAUCUAGCCAAGGAGUCGUUUUUACGCUCUUCCUAUUGCACUUUCAUUCAAAGACUCGGCAUGAAGCUUCAUGUCUAAAGAGGGUGCGUUAUGAAUGACAAUGGAUAGCCUAACUGUUGAGUUUUGUCAUAGGGGCCACUGUGGGAGGUGGUCUGGAGGUUCUCCUACUAUAAGUUUGUCUACAUUUUUAUCUCGUGAAUGGAUAAUUAUGUAAUACUAGU
Brassica rapa (field mustard) is the source of this 4646-nucleotide messenger RNA. RefSeq names its product omega-hydroxypalmitate O-feruloyl transferase. NCBI's taxonomy places the organism in Eukaryota, Viridiplantae, Streptophyta, Magnoliopsida, Brassicales, Brassicaceae. The record is from RefSeq and is a predicted model, not a curated record. Gene Ontology annotation, molecular function: acyltransferase activity, transferring groups other than amino-acyl groups.